Messenger RNA from Alnus glutinosa, 1735 nucleotides. Its product is annotated as protein SRC2-like. Lineage: Eukaryota; Viridiplantae; Streptophyta; Magnoliopsida; Fagales; Betulaceae. Gene Ontology annotation, biological process: defense response. Bases 611 to 1504 code for a protein of 297 amino acids. The transcript has a single exon. The record is from RefSeq and is a predicted model, not a curated record.
UGAAGUUCAAAAGUAGAGUCCUUAUGAGGCCCAUUUUUCUGCAUCUCGACCUUGAAUAACUGUGCAAAAAACCGUGGAUGAUUGUAUUUUGCAUUAUAAUGCUUCCUGAUGUUUUAGACAUGUAAGCAAAGCUUCUUUUUAUCUAAUCGGAUAGUCGAACAUGUGUAUUCUGCCCUACAAGCGCUUGUACAACUAACCAUGUCUAGAAGAUCAGUCCAUAUAUCCCAGACUUUUACUUACUAUGUUGUCUCUGGAUCUCUUUCUGGAACGGCCACUAUCCCUACAGAUUAUUGUUAUUCUGAUGAAAUCCAUUGAAUUGGCUUUACCCAUCCCUAGAAGUUCUAGGAUAACCCAAGAAACUUCGCCAUGUUGGCCUUUUAAGAGACCAGUGUGAAUGCUCAAGGGAGCAGGUACUGAAGUAGUAGUCAACGGUGCAUAUUGGCCAACCCAUUUUACGUGUGCCCCACUUCAUAUUCCUGACCCCAUUCGUUUGGGUUCUUAAGCUAUUUAGGCCUUUUUUGUUUGUUUUUUGGUAUCUAAUACCUUCAGCUUUGUGCAAGGGGUAGACUCCUCGUCAGGAGAAGGAAUCAAUACAGUACAGAGCUAGAUCAUGGAUUUUAGCUCUUUAGAGUUGAAGGUAAUCUCGGCUAGAGAUCUCAAGGGCUUCAAUUUCUUCCAGAAGCUAUCAGUCUACGCUGUCGUCCGCCUUGUGAAUGAUGAACCGAAGAAAAAGCAAGAGCAACGACAACUGCAGCGUCAAAAAACGCCAGUGGACAGAAUUGGAGACAGGAACCCUGAGUGGAAUCACGAGAUGCACUUUGAUCUUAAAGACUUGUUGCUUCCUGAUGACCGCGAUCAUCUUUUUCUGAGAUUUGAUCUUCGCAGCGAAGGUAUCGUUUUCGGUAACAACACCAUUGGUGAAGUCCACGUUCCAGUAUUCAAGGACUUGAUUGAUGAUGAGCUUAAUAACGGAGCUAUGAGAUUUGUCAGUUACCAGGUUCGAAGCCGUGACGGUAAGCCUAAUGGGGUCUUGAAUUUCUCUUGCAAGGUGAAGAACGGGAAAACCAAGAAGGGGGUGGUCGAAACUCCUGAGACUCUAAAAGUGGGCUCUUCACGUGGAAUCGAGUUUUCUAAUGAGAAAGUUGUUUAUCCAAGCCUGGAAGUUGAAAAUCGGCGGCGGGAUAUGUGCUAUCCUUCACUGGAUGAUGUGGUCUCGCCUUCACCCAGAAUUAGCAUCCCUUCUCCAAAGAGUUACCAUUGGAUACCAGUACCAGGAUCCGACUGUACGACCCCACCAUCCCUGCUGCCAUACUUGCCUCCUACCGGGGUGUCUUAUCAUCCACAUCAUGCAGCUGUGCCGUCGAUACAAAUUCCGGGGAUAUAUUGGUACAAGCAGGAGUCGAUGGGUUAUGGCUACUCACUUACACCUAGCUUGUGCGGGUACGCUGGAGGGGGUCAACUGGGGACGGUUGAAGGUGAUGCAUCCAAUGUCCCAAGAUGGUAAUAGUGGGUGGAACUGGAGGAGAUGUCUUCCGGCCGACUAGCCGAGCUUGGCAGUUGAGACUACGACCUUGUAGACUUGUACUUGUAUAAUAGGGAAGUAUGAUGAUGAUAUAUAGAUGCCCUGUUUUUAUUUUGAUGAUAUGAUCCAUGUAUCCCUCCGAUCCUGUCUCUAAUGAUACAACUGUCAUACUAGCCAGCCUCCUAUGAAUCUAGUUUCCUUUUUUCGUGGGUA